Messenger RNA from Gamsiella multidivaricata, 882 nucleotides. RefSeq names its product rhodanese family protein. Gene Ontology annotation, cellular component: mitochondrion. Gene Ontology annotation, biological process: transsulfuration. Gene Ontology annotation, molecular function: thiosulfate-cyanide sulfurtransferase activity. The transcript has 4 exons. Lineage: Eukaryota; Fungi; Mortierellomycota; Mortierellomycetes; Mortierellales; Mortierellaceae. The record is from RefSeq and is a predicted model, not a curated record. Bases 1 to 882 code for a protein of 293 amino acids.
AUGUCUGUCCCUUUGCUUCUCUCUGUCUCAGAACUCAAGAGCCAGCUUGGAGGGCCCGUCGUUGUUGAUGGUAGCUGGCAUAUGCCUGCUGCGGGUAGAGAUCCAGUUAAGGAAUUCAAAGAGAACGGCCAUAUCCCUGGAGCGCGAUUUUUUGAUAUCGAAGACAUUAAGGACAAGACCAGCAGUCUGCCGCAUAUGAUGCCGACUGCCUCACAGUUUGCAGAGCAGGUUGGCGAGCUGGGGAUCUCGAAUGAUGACCAUGUGGUUGUCUAUGACACAGUUGGAUUUAAUUCUGCAGCACGUACAUAUUGGAUGCUGAAGGCAUUCGGACACAAGAAGGUUUCGUUGUUGAACGGAGGAUUCAAGGCAUGGACAGCAGCGGGAUACCCUGUAGAGAAGGGUGAAGCCAACGUCACACCCAAGAAGUACGAAGUUCCAACACUUGACCAGAACAGCAUCCGGUACUACGACCAAGUUUUAAAGAUCGUCAAGGACAAGGAUAACAAGAUCACGAUUAUCGAUGCCCGUCCAGCUGCACGCUUUACAGGCGCAAGUCCUGAACCCCGAGCGGGCCUUUCCUCUGGCCAUAUGCCCGGUGCCAAGAACGUGCCCUUUUUGGAACUCUCGGAUAUGGAAACGGGUGAGCUUUAUAACGACCAACAACUUGCUGCGGCAUUCAAGCGCGCGGGAAUCGAUGUUCAGGAACUCAGAGAGACCACCGAGCCGGGCAAGGAAGUGAUUCUGUCCUGUGGAAGCGGUGUUACGGCGAGUGCACUAUACUUUGCGCUGGAGAAAUUAGGCGUGAAGGACUUGGCGGUGUUUGAUGGUAGCUGGACCGAGUAUGCGUCGCGCCCUGAGAGCAUUAUCGUCAAAGAUCAGUAG